Calidris pugnax (ruff) is the source of this 1802-nucleotide messenger RNA. It is a transcript of the gene CRELD2, whose product is annotated as cysteine rich with EGF-like domains 2. Lineage: Eukaryota; Metazoa; Chordata; Aves; Charadriiformes; Scolopacidae. The record is from RefSeq and is a predicted model, not a curated record. The coding region runs from base 1 to 1692 and encodes 563 amino acids. The transcript has 16 exons. Gene Ontology annotation, molecular function: calcium ion binding.
AUGAUAAAAAUCAUGCAUCCAGCUGAUGCCAAAGCAAAUAAAGCAGAGAAAGCUCUCUUGCUGAAUUCUUCCAAUACCUAUGGAGGCAUCUCACGGUUCUGGGCAAACUUACCCAAGAGAAAUCUGGACGCUGAAGGAUCUACGGCUGCAUAUAGCGACACAGGCGUUUGUGAGCAGCUGGUGUGUCACGUGGAGCAGCGUGUUAUGCACCAGCAAGAAAAGUCUUCCCCAGACCUGUACAACAUAAUCACAUUUACUCCCCCCCACCCCGAGAUGUCUGCAUCAACAGAUGCAGGAGUUAUAGGAGUUUUCUUCCAACACAAGGAAUUCACCCCUCUGGGGGGAUUGGCAGAUACAGCUAAAAAGAACUUUGGUGGUGGGAACACUGCUUGGGAAGAGAAGACGUUGUCCAAGUAUGAGUCCAGUGAAAUUCGUCUUGUGGAGAUCAUAGAGAACCUGUGUGACAGUAGUAACUUUGAGUGUAACAACAUGGUAGAAGAGCAUGAAGAACAAAUAGAGAAAUGGUGGUUCAAACUAAAGAAGAAGUAUCCUGAUUUGUUUAAAUGGUUUUGCAUAGAAACAAUAGAAGUUUGCUGCCCUGCUGGAACUUACGGACCAGAUUGCCUUGCUUGUCGUGGUGGAUCAGAAAGACCUUGCCAUGGAAACGGUCACUGUGAUGGUGAUGGUACCCGAGGUGGAGAUGGCUCAUGUAGCUGCAACAAGGAGUAUACGGGAGAGUUUUGUUUGGACUGUUCUAAUGGUUACUUCAGUACCUUGAGGAAUGAGACCCAUUCUGUUUGUACAGCCUGCCACGCUGCUUGUAAAACUUGUACUGGUUCAAGUAACAAGGACUGCCGAGACUGUAAAGAAGGAUGGAUUAAAAAUGAAGAAUCAGCCUGUGUGGAUUUAGAUGAGUGUGCUUCUUCUCCUUGCAAAGAUCACCAGUAUUGUUUAAACACAGAUGGAUCUUUCUCAUGCAAAGCAUGUGAUGCCAGCUGUGUAGGUUGCACAGGGGAAGGUUCUGACAAGUGUAAGACCUGCGCGUCUGGAUAUGUGAAGGAAGAAGAAAAGUGUACAGAUAUAGAUGAAUGUAACCUUCCUGAAAAGGUCUGCGUGAGGGAGAAUCAAGACUGUGUUAAUACUUCAGGUAGUUACAAGUGUGUAUGUUCAGAAGGAUUUGAAGAUAAGGACGGAACAUGUGUUCAAACUGUAAAAACAGCCUGCCACGCUGCUUGUAAAACUUGUACUGGUUCAAGUAACAAGGACUGCCGAGACUGUAAAGAAGGAUGGAUUAAAAAUGAAGAAUCAGCCUGUGUGGAUUUAGAUGAGUGUGCUUCUUCUCCUUGCAAAGAUCACCAGUAUUGUUUAAACACAGAUGGAUCUUUCUCAUGCAAAGCAUGUGAUGCCAGCUGUGUAGGUUGCACAGGGGAAGGUUCUGACAAGUGUAAGACCUGCGCGUCUGGAUAUGUGAAGGAAGAAGAAAAGUGUACAGAUAUAGAUGAAUGUAACCUUCCUGAAAAGGUCUGCGUGAGGGAGAAUCAAGACUGUGUUAAUACUUCAGGUAGUUACAAGUGUGUAUGUUCAGAAGGAUUUGAAGAUAAGGACGGAACAUGUGUUCAAACUGUAAAAACAGGAGAGGAAGUAAAGAGCGAAACAACUGAGCCUUCACGUACUGGACAUGAUGACUUAUGAUAUGCAUUCAGAACCAAAAGACAUUCCUAUCUGAAGUUUUAAAUUAUUGGACUAAGCCCCUGUAGCUGAGAUACUGUGGAAAUGGUAUUAAAUAUGCAGAUUGCCAUUAA